Molecule: messenger RNA, 717 nt
Organism: Didymodactylos carnosus
Lineage: Eukaryota; Metazoa; Rotifera; Eurotatoria; Philodinida; Philodinidae
Source: the annotation of a GenBank genome assembly
AUGGAACCCUUUGAUUUUACUAAGCCAACACCAUUAUAUGAUGUCGUUUUGAACGUUGAGGAUAAAAAACUGUAUUGUAAUCGUGCAAUAUUAGCCAUAUGGAGUCCGGUAUUUGAUACAAUGUUUAAGUCGAACUUCCGAGAACGAGACUCUCAAGAAGUUAGCUUACCUGGUAAAUUGUGUGAGGAUAUCAAAGAAUUAUUAUCGGUCAUUUAUCCACCAAACAAAGCAAUUGUUGCAACAAAUUGUCAACGCUUGCUCGAGUUGGCUGACGAAUAUCAAAUGGUUGAAUUAACAAAACGUUGCCAAUCAUAUUUAAUGCAACAACGUGGUACAAUCGAUAGUUUGUUACUAGCACAAAAAUAUAAUUUUGAAGAUGUUGUUCGACGUUGUGCUGAUCAUUUGAAACAUAAUUUAAAUUUGAAUAUGUUAAUAACUCCAAGUGAUCAAAGAUUAAAUGAAUUGACAACAAAGACAAUCAAUUUACUACUGACAGCGAGAAUAAAACAUUUAGAAACAGUUUUGGAUGCAUAUAAACGAAAAAUAACGACGGCAAAUGAAAAAUUUAAUCGAAUAAAAGAUCUUCCUGGCUAUCAUGAUAACGUUGAUCAUUGUUCACGGCAUGAUUCGUAUCAAGAAGAUUGUUAUGAUUGUAUGAGAAUGGUACGAUUGAUAAUUAAAAAGUUAAGCGAAGAAGGUUUUGAAGAGACAGAUUAA